Molecule: messenger RNA, 1038 nt
Organism: Guyanagaster necrorhizus
Lineage: Eukaryota; Fungi; Basidiomycota; Agaricomycetes; Agaricales; Physalacriaceae
Product: t-SNARE
Exons: 8
Coding region: 1-1038 (345 amino acids)
Biological process (GO): intracellular protein transport; exocytosis; vesicle fusion
Cellular component (GO): plasma membrane; endomembrane system; SNARE complex
Molecular function (GO): SNAP receptor activity; SNARE binding
Source: RefSeq, a predicted model, not a curated record
AUGUCCGACCGUCUGGCAGCCUAUCGUUCGCAGCGCCCCGAGCCAGCCCACGAACUCAGUAAUUUGACUGCGAACGGCUCUGGUUCUGACACCGCGGCUUCGAGCAGAGCGGAUUUCUUAAGUGAGAGCAAUGAGAUAACCUCAUUGCAAGUGGCGAUAAACAACCUAACGAACAAUGUACGCUACAUUGCAAAGCUUCACACGCGCUCAUUGAGCACCACGGCAGCGGAUGAGGCAGUCACGAGAGAAUUAGCAAUUAUCAAAGAAGAGACGAGCAAACUUCAGAAUGAUAUACGGGACAGGAUAGCGUAUCUGGCUAACCAGCCCGGUGAUGACAUGAGGGUUAACCAGACUAAACUCAUACGGAAAAGGUUCAUGGAAGUACUUCAGGACUACCGACGCGCCGAGCAGGACUUCACCAAUAGGUCGAAACAGCGUGUCGGACGUCAGUUUAGAGUCGUAAAACCCGACGCAACGGAUGAGGAAGUCAAGCAAGUCAUCGACGCCAGCGCCAGCGGGACAGAGAUAUUCUCGGAAGCCGUUCUUGCCUCAUCUUACGGUGAGGCACGUUCGGCCUAUCGCGAAGUGCAGUCCCGCCAGCAGGAUCUCGCUCAAAUGGAAAGGACUAUGGCGGAACUGGCUCAGCUGUUCAAUGAUAUGCAAGUAAUUGUCGAACAACAUGAUGACCGGAUCAAAGAAAUUGAACACACGGCGCAGGAGGUGAAUGUUAACACUGAGAAGGGAACGAAACUCACAGAGGAGGCUGUACGGAUUGCGCGCAGAAUCCGCAAGAAGAAAUGGAUUUGUUUCUGGAUCUGUGUUUUCAUCGUCGCUCUCCUCGCUCUCAUUCUCGGACUAUACUUUGGAGAGCCCGCCAAACGUCAAGAAGGACCGUUUACACUUUCGGCUGUGGAGCGGAGACGGAGUGAAAUGAAGAGUGCUAGCAAACAUCUGACAGGAUAUAUUUCCGCCACCAUGGUCAGCCACGAUUUGCUGAACUUUACUCCGGCUACUAUACUGACCGUUCUCGAGAUGUAG